AAAUCUCAAAAAUAAGAAAUAAAACAAAAUUAACUUCAGUUUCAAGUCCGUCUAUGUGGUAGAGCGAGAGAGAAGAAGAAGAGGAAGAAGAAAAAGAAGAGGGAACACCUUCCUCACUUUGCGCUGCGAAUAGGAAACCAAGGCAGACUGCUGCUGCUGCUGCAUAGGCAGAAUACCUUUCUACCCCGAUCGCCGUGGAUGGGCCAGUCGGUUUCGACUGCCGGUAUCCCAUCGGCGUCAAACCGCCGUGAUUCCAUCAACCCCAGUCACCGGACCAAGAAUAGAUCGAUGGGUUCAAUCUCUCCUGUGCAGGUCGACGUGACCCCCGAGCUUCAAAACGUAGACGGGACUUGUGAUUACAUUUCUGAUCUUCCGGAUGAGUGUUUGGCCUGCAUUUUCCAGUCCCUCGGAUCCGGCGACCGCAAACGAUGCUCUCUCGUUUGUCGCCGGUGGUUUCGGGUUGAAGGACAGAGCCGACACCGCCUAUCACUGAAGGCCGAAUCCGAUCUCCAACCUCUCAUUCCUUCUCUGUUUUCUCGAUUCGACGCUGUAACCAAACUCGCUUUGAAAUGCGACCGACGAUCCGUCAGCAUCGGCGACGAUGCUCUCCUUCAAAUCUCUCUGCGAUGCCGAAACCUUACACGACUCAAGCUUCGUGCUUGCCGCGAAUUGACCGAUGCCGGCAUGGAGGCAUUCGUUAAGAACUGCAAGGGUUUGAAGAAGUUAUCCUGUGGUUCCUGCAUGUUCGGUGCCAAGGGCAUGAACGCAAUCCUGGAUAACUGUUCCUUUCUCGAAGAGCUGUCCGUCAAGCGCCUCCGCGGCAUCACGGAUGGGGCUGCUGCUAAGCCUAUCGGACCGGGUGUCGCUGCCUCGUCCCUCAAGAUUAUAUGCCUCAAGGAGCUUUACAAUGGACAGUGUUUUGGUCCGCUUAUCGCCGGCGCUAAGAAUCUCAGAACUCUAAAACUAUUUCGUUGCUCCGGAGAUUGGGAUAAGCUCCUGGAAGCCAUCGCAGAUCGAGUUACUGGUUUGGUAGAAGUCCAUCUCGAGAGAAUCCAGGUUAGCGACAUAGGCCUCGCAGCUCUCUCAAGUUCCUUGGAUCUGGAAAUUUUACACCUUGUUAAGAUUCCCGAGUGUACAAAUGCGGGACUUGUAUCCAUUGCCGAUCGCUGCAAGUUGCUGCGCAAGCUCCAUAUUGACGGAUGUAAGGCAAAUAGGAUAGGCGACGAGGGUCUUAUUGUCGUUGCUAAACGUUGCCCUAACCUUCAGGAGUUGGUUCUUAUUGGUGUUAAUCCUACUUCUUUGAGUUUGGGGUUGCUCGCAGCCAAUUGCCAGAAUCUGGAACGAUUGGCUCUAUGUGGUAGUGAUACUAUAGGUGAUGCCGAGAUAUCGUGUAUUGCUGCUAAAUGUAUGGCACUGAAGAAGCUUUGCAUCAAGAGCUGCCCCGUCUCUGACCAUGGUAUGGAAGCUCUUGCCAGCGGUUGUCCUAAUCUGGUCAAGGUGAAGGUUAAAAAGUGCAGGGCAGUAACCUGCGAGGGUGCGGAUUGGUUGAGAGCAUGUAGGGGAUCAUUGGCUAUCAAUUUGGAUAUAGGUGAAGUUGAACAUCAGGAUGCCAGUGCUAGCGAUGGUGGAGCCCAGGAGAAUGGCGUGGAGUUUCCUCCAAUGGUCACCCAGAUCGCUGCUUCUGAUAUUCCAUCAAGCAGUAGUGGUCGAUCAACAAUGUUCAAGUCACGGUUAGGCCUUUUUGCAGGGAGGAGUCUUGUCGCAUGCACUUUCAGGAGAUGGUCAAGCAGUAAUAGCAACUCCCAGAAUAAUUACUGAAGGAAUUGUAGAAAGGUGGAAUGAAACAAAAUGCACAUUCUGUGUUAACAUUUCAUGUUGUAUCAUUAAAUGCUGCCUUGUUUCUAAUAUUUGCGUGUUGUUAUUUAUUACCUUCAAAAUUGAAUCCCUUCUGUUCGAAAUUGAAACUGCAAGAAAUUUUCAAUUCUCUCUUGCUUAAUUAUAUUUUCUGGUCUUGUGUUUUUGACCUUCUUUCUUG
Nelumbo nucifera (sacred lotus) is the source of this 2035-nucleotide messenger RNA. The record is from RefSeq and is a predicted model, not a curated record. NCBI's taxonomy places the organism in Eukaryota, Viridiplantae, Streptophyta, Magnoliopsida, Proteales, Nelumbonaceae.